CUAUUAGUCACGUUUUCACCUUCACUGGCUUCACCUACCACGUCACAAGCGUCCCGAGAAUUAUCACGCCAUACCACUGUUUUGGGAUCACCCCAUCCAAAUGUUAUUUUCAGCAUCACAUUAAAUACUGUAAAGUGCAUCUCUGUCAAUGAUAGCCUAAUAUUAUAAUAUUUGCCAGACCAGCCAGAAUUUUGAUAGACAGAAUUAUUCAGAAAUAUGUAGGCCGACAAGCAUCAGCACACUACAAUUACAUACUGUAUCAUACACACACAUGUAUGCUGGUAAAUUUAAAGAUGCACUAUAACAAGAAUGUCCUCGAGAAAAAGGUCAAGAAACGGAGAAAUGGCUAAAAAUGGAGAACUGGUAAACUUAAAUGGGUGUGGUGAAUACAGAAGACCUAAUCAUGGUCCGGCACCAUUUGAUUAUGAAGAACAAGCAUGUGAAGAAAGAGAAUCAUGUGAUUAUACUCAGAAAAUUACCCUGGAAAUGGCCAAAUCAGGAACUGCUCAACGACCAGUACGUGUGUAUGCUGAUGGUAUUUAUGACAUGUUUCAUUCUGGUCAUGCAAGACAACUCAUGCAAGCUAAAUUAGCAUUUCCUAACUGUUAUCUUAUUGUCGGGGUUUGCAAUGAUUCUUUAACCCAUAGAAUGAAAGGUCGAACUGUAAUGAAUGAAGUAGAGAGAUAUGAAGCAUUAAGACAUAGUAGAUAUGUUGAUGAAGUCGUCACAAGUGCCCCAUGGACACUAGAUACAGAAUUCCUCGAAAAGCACAAAAUUGACUUUGUUGCCCAUGAUGAAUUACCUUAUACAACAGGGUCAGCAGAUGAUGUUUAUAAAUUUGUUAAAGAAAGGGGAAUGUUUUUGCCAACAGAAAGAACGGAUGGUAUAUCAACAACAGAUGUUAUAGCAAGAAUUAUAAAAGACUAUGAUGUAUAUGUUCGACGUAAUCUUUCUCGUGGUUAUACAGCUAAAGAACUCAAUGUUAGCUUUGUCAAGGAAAAACGAUUAAAAAUACAAGAAAAUUUUGAGAAAUUUAAAGGAAAGAGUAAACAAUAUAUGGAUAAAUGGAAGGACACUAUGGAAUCAAUGGAUAAACAAAGGCAUGAACUCUUUAAUAAAUGGGAAGACAAAUCAAAAGAAUUCAUUGGAAACUUUUUAGAAAUGUUUGGAAAAGAAGGAAAAAUUUCUACUUGGAUAAAUGAAGGCAGAGAAAAAGUAGCAAGAGCUAUAUCUCCAACACCUGGUGAUCCAGGAAUCAGCCCACCAAGUACUCCCCCUUCAACAUCAGGCUCCUGGAGUCCUCCUGCUAAACGAGGUCGUUUUACUAUAAUAGAGAACGAAUCUGAUGAAGAAUUAUGAUAGAUAUGUUUUAAUUUUGAUAUUAAUUUUAAUAUUAAGUCCUAGUUGACCCAGCUAUUUGUAAAAUAUUAUGUUUUUAUUUUAAAAAAAGGGAAAACUUAGAAUAAUGUUGAAAUUGGAAAAAAAACAACUUAUAUUUUAUGAUACAAGAUGCAAUGCAUUUAAAACUCUUACGUUAGCCAUAGUCUUACUGAUUCCAGGUUUUCUUUGAUUUCUAAAAUACUCUAUUUAGAGUAUGAGUGCUACUUUAGUCUUCAACAUUGUAUUAUUAAUAUGCGUUAAAGUCAUCAAAGUUUUUGAGUUAUAGAAACUAAUUGACCAAGGUGGAUUACAUUAAAAGUGUAUUGAAAAAUUAGACUUAACAUCAGUGCCAUUGCAAAUACAUAUCUCACAUGGUUGAUCUAAUUUAAUGAUAAUAAUAGCUAUGAACUUUCAAAAUAUGAAAAAUUGAACUCCUAUUACUAAUUUAAGACAUUAUUUGAAUAUUUUAUGUAUAAGUUUUAUCAUAUGACGUACAUGUAGUAUAUGAUUUUAACAUUAUGUUUUCAUUUUACCAUGAGUUAAUUUAUUAAUUCAUUGCUUCCAUAUGAUGUUGUACAAAAGAAAAUUUUAGAAAACACAAGUCUUCUGAAGAAAAUAAACAGGAGUUCAUGUGCUUUCUAAAACUUAACAUGUAGGAAUAUUUGGAGGGCAUAAAAAACUUUACUCCAUUAUGGUUGUGUGCAAAAACACAAAUAUUCUUUAUCCACAGAACACAAUUUUAUGAAAUAGAAUUAUCAUUAUUACUGAGGGAUGUUUCGCCUAGGAUUUUCUAGUCUUUAUCAAGCAAAUCAAAAAAUUAUCAAAAAAUUAUUUGAACAUAAACCACAAUAACAACUUAGAGACAAGCCACUAAUCGCCUGGCCUAAAUUCAUUAAUGUAAAACUAUUAUGGAGAUGAUAAAAGUUGAAUCCAGUAAUACAAAACAUCAUUAAGUGGUGAUAAUAAAUGAUCAAUGAUAAUACCGGUAGUAGAUUUUGUUUAUGGACAAAUUGAAUGAUAAUAUUUCAGGACAGGAACCAUAUCUAUCCUAAAGUUCGUCCAUAAUAUCCAAAUGUGUAAUAGACAUUUCAGAAACACUAAGUAAAACAAAAUAUACAAAAUAAACGUGCCAACACUAAUCCAAAUUUGUUACAUGAGCCCACUAAUAAAUGAUAUUUAUAUUCUAAUUUCAUUCAUUCACUGGGAAUUGUUAUGAAAAAAAGAAAACUCUCUAUUUGAAGGGGUUUUAUAUCUUUAAAUUCUAUAUAUUUUCCAAAUUGAUAAUAUAUGAUAUUGAUUAUUAUUGCAAUGGAAAUAAUCUUGCUGUAUUUCAUAUUUAUUUCAUUGAUAAAUUCAUACUUUGUGUAAAUAAGAUAAAUUCAUACUUGGGGUAUAGAAGAUAAAUAUGUACUUGGGGAAAAUAAGGGAAAUUCAUUCUUGGUGUAUCACUGUUAUUGUUGUCGACAAGCAAGUUAAUUGACUUCUUAAUCAACUACUUGAACAAGUAAUAAUUAAGCUGAAAGUAGAUUGAUUUAUGAUACCAUAGUGGCCGUUUCAUUCUUUUAUUAAUCGGCUUUUUCAAACAUCAAGCGGCUGAAGCCGACAAUAAUGAUCUGAUUAAGAUCCCUGCAUAAGACAACUUCAUACUUUGGGUAUAUAAGAUAUAUUUAAUUAAUGCAGGGUACAUUAUUGUCAGUCCCAUAUUAUAUAUGUACAUAUUGAUACUACAUGUAUAAGAGAUAUUACAUUAUUAUUACAGUAAUUAUAGAUUUGUUAUUAUUUUGAGCUUUAAAUUUUAAUUUUAAUUGUGGUUAUGGCAAUUAGUUGUAUUAUGCAAUUGGCAUCCGGUGUAAAGAUCCAAACUUUUAUGUAUUCACAAUUAUUUUAUUAAUUUAAAAAGUUACACAGCUAACAAUAAUUACGAAUUGUUUCAGCAUUUUCUAAUCUUUUUUUUUACUUGCAUAAAAUUGGAUCUUAAUGACCACCCUAUUAUUACAAAACUUCAAUUUACUUUAGUUUAUGGGUUUGUUAUUUUUGUAAGGGUAAUAUUAUUGGAGAAGUGCAAGCAUAUAAACAAUACCAAAAAUUCCUAAAUUCUUGUGAUUGGUCUUGAUAUGACCAUUUUUGUAUUCAUUCCCUUAAAUUUAAUACAUGAACAAUGUGGUUAAAUAUUGCCUAUUAGAAUAUCGAACUCGGUAGAAGUAUUAACAUUAUUAUUUUAUUUAUCUUUCAUUUUCAUUCAUAAGUCUAAAUAGUUUUAAUUGUAGAUGUAUAUUUUAUUGUGAACUGCAUAUUUAUUUUACCAUACUUUUAUACAUUGAUUGAAUAAUACAUACGCAUUACAUACAAAUGUCACUAGUCAGUAUACAAUAUGCAAAAUAGUUUUGUCUUUGAAUUUUGUUUUUAAAUUCAUGCCUCACAUUGGGUACAAGAUAUGUACAUGUGUUUGUUCAUACAAUUAAUUAUUUAUUUAAUUUAAAAGGGAUUUGUAUUUAAAGUAAUUAUUUUUCAUUUGAUUUACAUGAAGGGCACUUACUGGAAUUGUAUUAAUGGACAUUAGCAUGUUUUGGUACUUCCACCAUGAAUAGUUUUUAUAGUGUAUUAUUUAUUUUCUGCUGAAACAGAGAGUAAUCAAGCUUUAACUUGAUUUUAUAGCACAUAAAGCUAUAGAUAGAUGGAUGACAUUUUCUAGAAUGUAAAACAAUGGAUGGACCAUGAGACAUACCAUAUUUGCAUACCAUGACAGAAUUGUAAUUUGUAAAUAAUCCGUUCUUAAGAAUUGGAUUAGAAAGAUUCAAACAUAGGAUUUCUAAUAACUGUUAAUAUGUAUAGAACUAAAACUCUUGAAAUCAGAAUACAGAUAUUUAUUUAGAAAGCAUUCUUGUGAACAUAUUAAACCAUUUUGGACUUCGUUGUAUGGUAGAGAAUACCUGUGAAAUAUACCAAAUGUCUGUCCAUACAACUAAAUCUCAAUUCAUUUUGGUAUUUUUCAAAGGUGCCUCUAUAUGUAUUUCAUCCUUAAUCCAUUCAUUUUAUCAUCAUUAUUUUUUUAACCAUGUAAUUAUAAUCCCAUUUCUUAAUUUCAUUCUAUUUUAGUAUGUGAAUAUACAAUAUUUAUAUUAAAUAUUGAGAAAGAUGGAACAGUAUUGAUGAAAAUAAUUGAUCAGUCUCUAUUACAAAAAGAGUUGUAGAUAAAUUGUAUAUAUUAUAGGAAUGUUUGAUUCAUAAAACAUGUCAUCUCUCAUUUACAAUCAUAAAUAGCAUUUUUUUAUAAUUAGGAAUUGUUUGUAUGUAGGCCUACAUGUAGUACUAUAAGUGUUGCAAAGUCAUACAUAAUAUAAUCCUUACACGGUUGUGUUUGUUUUGUUUUGUUUUUUAAAAUAUGAAAUUGAUGGGAAUUUCAAUUAAAGAUGCAUUAUGAAAGAUUUAGAUAAAGAGAUGAUCAUUCUUGCUAUAGUAGCUCAAAAAAAGAUAGUGAAGAAAUGAAUAUAUUGAAAAUUUCAUUUCAAUUAUUUUAUUCUGAGCGAAGUUAAGGGUGUUUGAAUAUGAAGCGUAGAUUGUCUAUAAUCGUAGUAACGGUACUUGAUAAUCAAGAUUAUCUAUUAUCUAUUUUGUGGUAAAUUUUUCAAUCUCGCAGGUGUACUAAUCCAUUUAAAUAUCGACCAUCUGAUGCUCUAGAGAGCUGAACAUAUGCUUGUCAUGUGAAUAAAUGUAUAAAG
Messenger RNA from Patella vulgata (common limpet), 5099 nucleotides. RefSeq names its product choline-phosphate cytidylyltransferase B. The transcript is spliced from 10 exons. The record is from RefSeq and is a predicted model, not a curated record. Gene Ontology annotation, biological process: CDP-choline pathway. Lineage: Eukaryota; Metazoa; Mollusca; Gastropoda; Patellidae. Gene Ontology annotation, molecular function: choline-phosphate cytidylyltransferase activity; phosphatidylcholine binding. The coding region runs from base 310 to 1359 and encodes 349 amino acids.